CUCGACUCUCCCCUCCGCUCCUCCGGCGCAUUGCAAUAAUCGUCGACGUCCCUGAAUGUCUCGUCUCCCACGGGCAGCUGCUGUUCAUUUUGUUCCUCCCGCCGUCGACCGCCACCACUACUACUGCUCGAUAGUAUUGCCGACAGCGGAUCUUAUCUAUGGCAUCAGGUGAUUUCGCUGCUUCCCCGAUAGCCAUUGCUUCGCCGGCGCCUGUAUCUUCCAUUGGCAGUCCAUGUCCAACCCUUGCGCCAAGGGCUUCCCCGGCUCUGCAGGGCGCGUCUGAAAACCCGGGAAUCGUCACACACAAGGAAUGGGUUGUGCCGCCGCGGCCAAAGCCGGGAAGGAAACCGGCUACUGAUACGCCGCCAACAAAGCGGAAAGCCCAAAACCGCGCCGCUCAGCGAGCAUUCCGCGAGCGUCGAGCUGCCCGAGUCAACGAGCUCGAAGACAGGUUGAAAGAAGUGACCACGGAGACCACCACCAAAGAUGCCGAAUACCACGAACAAAUCCGGCGGCUAAUGGAGACCAACGCCGAACUCGCCAAGGAGAAUGCAGCUUACAAGCUGAAGCUCGAUAAAUUACAAAAGGAGCUUGAAGACGAGCGGCAGAAGCCGCAGCAGCAGGUGGAGCUCACACAGGUUGCCUCCCCGGCGUCGACUGUGGAUGUGCCCUGCGCGGGCGAUUGUUCGUGUCAAGACGUUGUAGACAAGGUCCUCUGCGAGCGCGGCAACCCCGCCAUCGCUGCACCAGUGCCCGCACCCGUCGUAGUCGCCCUCCCCAAGCGCACCCGCCCUCCCACCGACCUCACCGACCUAAUUGGCUGCGGCUCGUGCAGCAAAGACGGAGACUGCAGCUGCUACAACGCCUCCGUCGCCGUCGCCGUCGCCGCCGUAUCCGUCCCCAAACGCUCCAUCUCUCCACUAGCCAAUCCGCCAAAGCGCUCACGAACAAUCGACUACCUCGACGAUCUCGAAACCGACUUUACCACCACGUACACAGCCCGUCCGCGGCCGGGAAUACUGCACAUGCCCGACCCGUGCGGCUUCUGCUCCGACGGCACACCCUGCGUGUGCGCCGAGAUGGCAAACGCCAUGGACAUGGAGGACACCGACACCGACGGCGAGGGCGGUGACAUCAAGCUGGCGCCACUCCUUGGUGGGCGCGGCCUCCUAUCCCCGCCCGGUUCCAGCAUAGGCGAGCACGUCCCGCUCCGCCGCAUGGCCGGCCUCGACAAGCCGCUGCCACUGUACUCGCCGUCCACGCGGCCGACGCCCCAGUCCGCCGUGGCCACCCCCUCCUCCCUACCCGCCCCCCCAUCCUCCGGCUGCAAGCCCGGCGGCUGCGACCAGUGCAAGGCCGACCCCAUGUCCACGCUGUUCUGCCAAAGCGUCUCCACGCGCAUGAGCGGUGGCGGCGGUGGUAGCGGCGGCUGUUGCGGCGGCGCUGGCCCAGGCGGCGGCUGCUGCAAAGACAUCGAAACACCCACUAUGAAAACGGGAACAUACAUCCCCUGCUCAGCCGCCUACCAAGCGCUGAGCCGGCACCGAGCAUUCGACGAGGCGGCGGCAGACCUGGGCGCACUCGUGCGCCCGCUGGUGAUACAGAGUCGCGAUGGCCGGUGUCCGCAGGUCGAGAUCAGUUCGGUCAGGGACGUGCUGAAGAUGCUGGACCGGAGGUUUGGGAGGGAUUAG
This is a messenger RNA of Tricharina praecox, 1691 nucleotides long. RefSeq lists its product as uncharacterized. NCBI's taxonomy places the organism in Eukaryota, Fungi, Ascomycota, Pezizomycetes, Pezizales, Pyronemataceae. The record is from RefSeq and is a predicted model, not a curated record. Gene Ontology annotation, cellular component: nucleus; RNA polymerase II transcription regulator complex. The transcript has 5 exons. Gene Ontology annotation, molecular function: transcription cis-regulatory region binding; DNA-binding transcription activator activity, RNA polymerase II-specific. The coding region runs from base 159 to 1691 and encodes 510 amino acids.